Erpetoichthys calabaricus (reedfish) is the source of this 2130-nucleotide messenger RNA. RefSeq lists its product as uncharacterized. The transcript has 11 exons. Lineage: Eukaryota; Metazoa; Chordata; Cladistia; Polypteriformes; Polypteridae. The record is from RefSeq and is a predicted model, not a curated record. Bases 58 to 2130 code for a protein of 690 amino acids.
UAUAUUAGUUUAUCCAGUGAACACAUAACCCAGUCAUUGAAGGAAGAAACAUAUAAAAUGUUGUUGCAAUCCUUAGAACUCCCUGUAAAUUCUUUCCAGCCAGAUUCAGUAAUCAUGGAAGAUACACUUUCAUUUUUAAGCAAAACGUCUCUAAAUACCUCCUAUCAUUCUCAUUUUAGCACAUUACUCACUUCAAGCUUUGUGCCACAUGAUUGGCAAACUGAAAACUCUCAAGAAGUUAUAGCAUAUUUAUCAUCUGUGACAAAAAUAAUGCCUUCCCAUGUAGUCACUGUCACUGCUGGAGGAGAGACUUCAUUGACUUCUUUUACACCUCCUGCAUCUUCCUCUAUCGAGUCAUUGAAGUUUUCCCCUCAGUCUUAUGUGCAAAAUGUCUCUGUCUUGCUACCAGUCAUUCUUCCUUCUGCACAGUCUUUUUCCUUGCAUACAAGUUCUCAUAAUGAGCCUGUUGUACAAAGCUCUUCAACUUCCUCUCAUGCCUUUGUGUUACCUGUGACCAGCUCUGAAGAGACAAGUAGCACUUUGCCACUCAAAUUUAUUAGCACACUUGUUGAAUCAAGUCUUCACUCUGUGCUACCAAGUGUUACAAUGUCACUUUCCAUUAGUAUAUUUUCAAUGGCAACUCCAAGACUUGAUAGAAGCGUUGAAUCUAAAAGCACAGUUGUACAAUCAGAUAGCAAGACCAGUACUUACACGUUACUAAAAUUCCCAGUGCCAUCGAGCCCUGAAGGUACUGCCAGUGCAACAAGUUCUUCUCUGAAGCCCUCAACGGUCUCAGUGCCAGCCUCAUCUGUCUCACUGAGCUUCUCUGCUCCAAGCAACAUUUCAGGAAUUCAAACAGAGAACCUGCUAACUGUCACCCUCAAAGUUGACUCUUCUGUGAACAUUUUUAAUGACAGUUUUAGAAGUGCUAUUGCAAAGGGACUUGAACAGACAUUUCUCACAGCUUUGAUGACAAAUCAAGGGAAGAGCAAACGGCAAGCAGUGGCAAAUAUUUCUGUGGAGAUAUUGAACAUCUUUCGAGUUGAUAUGAACAAUGUAAUGGUUCAGUUUGCUGUGCUACAGGACGGAAAACCAUUGACUGCGGCAGCUGCUUCCAUGGUGUUUAGUAGGCUUCCAGAUCCCAUGUCUGUCUUGAAUCAAAACUUGCCUUUUAAGGUGUCUCAGACUUCUUUUGUACUGCCUUCUUCUACAUCGACUUCUGUGCCUGACUUCACAGCCUGGAUAGCUGCAGUUGCUGUGUUGUCAGUUAUUUGUGCAUCGCUUCUCAUCUUUCUUGCCAUUCAUGUGAAGAAAAAAUGGAAGGUUGUAGGGGUGGCAUCUUCAGACAGUACACCAUCACCCGUUCAUUUUCAGAAGGAUCACCCAGGAACAGCUAAAAUAUACUUUACAGAAGAUAUUGAGAGAGGAAAGAAAGAAAGCAAAUCAGCCCCAGUACUGUUACCAUCUGAAGUGUUUGAAUCACCAGACAUUACGCAGCAACAUGACGUGAGUGACAAUCAGAAGCCAUCCACUUCCAACACGGGCUGCAAAGGAGAUGAAGACAAAGCGGUGAAAAGGGUCCCAAUGUUCAGUACACAGGAAAGGAGUAUUGUUCCGUCAUUUCAAAAUUUUGCAGAAAUGAAUAAAGCAGACUGUGUAACCAGGAUUCCAGUUCGCUUUCGAAGUUCUGUGGUUCCUUUGCCUCCUUUAAAAUCACAAAGACUGACAGUACUUGACACUGACGAAGAUGACGAAAAUGAAGUUGGCGUGAGAGAGAAAAACUUAAUCCGAAGAAACACAAAGGUGCCUCCUGAAAUGAAGAUUUCCAUAUCUAAAGCCGAAGCCAGCCGCAGCGACAUAGAACUGCAGAGGAAAGCAGAUGCUGAGAGAGAACGGAACAAAAAAAGGCAGAGACAAAAGCACAGGCUGAAAGUUGUUUCAGGGAAAGUGGGCCCAUCUACUGAAGAAACUGAAGAAGAAUGCAUCAGAAAAGCAUCAGACCAUGAAAAGAAAAAGAAGAAAAAAGAAAUGAAAAAAGAAAAAGAGCUACUUGCUUGGAAGAAUGCACAAGCCCAGCUUGGGUCUCUCCUCAACAUGCCAGUACCUGCCUACAAUGGACUUAAUAGGUAA